AUGGUUCGCCUCGCUGCCGCUGUCAUCACACUCGUUGCUGUUGCCAGUUCUGCCUCGGCCCACUGGCGUGACGAAGUCUCCAACGUCAAUAUGACUGGCACCCAUCUUCUCUCUGCCCGUGCCGUACCACAAGAUUACCUCACUGCGCACAACAAUGAACGCGCCAAACACGGUGCCAAAGCGCUUGUUUGGGAUAACAGUCUCGCAUCGUCUGCACAAGCCUGGGCCAAUCAAUGCAAGUUCCAACAUAGCCAAUCGGGGCAGAAUCUAUACGCUGGAACCGGAAAUCCGACAGCCGGUGCCGCGGUUGGGGCAUGGAAUGCUGAAUCGAAGGACUAUAACUCGGGAAAUCCUCAGCCUUCGCACUGGACCCAAGUUGUCUGGAAGGGAACCACUAAACUUGGAUGCGCUCUGAAGCAAUGCGCACCGGGAACCAUUUUCGACCCUAAAUACGGCGUGAGUAAUAUGGCUUCGGUUGCCAACUACUAUGUUUGCCACUACAGCCCGGCUGGGAAUGUCAUUGGGCAAUUUCCCCAAAACGUUCAGAAGUGA
Molecule: messenger RNA, 552 nt
Organism: Rhizoctonia solani
Lineage: Eukaryota; Fungi; Basidiomycota; Agaricomycetes; Cantharellales; Ceratobasidiaceae
Product: cysteine-rich Secretory family protein
Exons: 6
Coding region: 1-552 (183 amino acids)
Cellular component (GO): extracellular region
Source: RefSeq, a predicted model, not a curated record